UGCUCCAACUGUCGUGAGGAGUGUUUACGAAGCGACUUAAAAUCAUGUAAUACCUUAUUGGGAGUCAAAGAAAUGAUCUACAGUCUGGAGGAAACAUGGAGAUCCAGGUGAAGAUGAGCGGCAGAGAGUGUCGCACUGUGCUGGUGACCGGAGGAGCGGGAUUUAUUGGAUCUCAUUUAAUCAGCGCUCUGGCCGUCAGAUUCCCACACUGGAGAAUCCUCACCGUUGAUAAUCUGCAGUACUGCUCCAGUCUGAAGAACCUGCGCUCUGUGGAGGCCAGCAGCAAAUACACCUUCAUCCCGGGCGAUGUUUGCGAUCCAUUUCUCAUAAAGCGUCUCUUUGCGACGGAGAAGAUUGAUAUAGUGUUUCACUGCGCUGCUGAAACUCAUGUGGAGAACUCGUUCCUGUGUCCGUCACGCUUCAUGCGUGUGAAUGCAGACGGCACUGGUGUUCUGAUCAGAGCGGCGUUUGAGGCGCGAGUGCGGCGCUUCAUCUACAUCAGCACUGAUGAGGUGUAUGGAGACAGUCUGGAGCAGCCCUUUGAUGAACUGAGUCCAAAAAGACCCACCAAUCCAUACUCAGCCUCAAAAGCUGCGGCAGAAAACAUCGUGAUGUCGUACUGGAUGAAGCACAAGUUUCCUGUUCUGAUCACGAGGAGCAGUAACGUCUAUGGCCCACACCAGCAUCACGAGAAGGUCAUUCCCAGAUUCCUGUCGCUCAUCCAGCGGGAUCAGAAGUGCACUAUCCAGGGCUCAGGCCUGCAGUCCAGACACUUCCUGUAUGUCAGCGAUGUCACAGAUGCCUUCCUGACACUCAUGGAGAAGGGCAUUCUGGGAGAGAUCUACAACAUCGGGAGCAGCUUUGAGAUUCCCAUCAUUCAGCUCGCCAGAGAACUAGUGAAGAUGAAAGUGAAGGACGUCUCCGAGGAAGCGCUGGUGGACUGGAUGGAGUUUGUUGAGGACCGUCCCGUGACGGAGCUCCGGUAUCCCAUGAUAUCAGACAAACUGCACAAACUCGGCUGGAGACCCAAAGUAACCUGGAAGGAAGGAAUCAGACGGACCAUACAGUGGUAUGAAGAGAAUCCAAACUACUGGCCGUCGAUCAGUGAGAAUGGAGAGGAAUCGCCAGCGUCGUGUGAUCAGACGCCGUCACAUGCAAUGCCUUAUCACGUCAGAUAAUGACGUUUAUUAACUGAUUUAUACAGUAUCUAUGCAAGAUUGUCCAGCAGCAACUAAACAAAGUGCUAAUCAGUGAAGACUGGUGAUGUGAAUGUGAUGGAGGAUUGUUAGAGACUUUAUACUCUAAGCAUCAUCAUAAAAUGCCACAGGAUUAAAGAGGACCAAAUGUUAAAGAUAUUUUAAUGGAAACUGUAUGUCUUAAACUGACACAAGCUCAGUUGUUUUGACUGAUUUCAGUAUUUGAUUAUGAAAACUCUGUACGAUUGUUUCUGAUUAUUUUUAUGUUUUAAUAAAAAAGUUUACAAACAUGCUUGUGAUAAAGUUCUGUUGUUAAUGCGCUGCAUGAGAUGAGACUUUGGAUCUUUGGUCUUAUCCUGGCUAAAUAAAGUUAAAUAUAACAUUUAAUAAAGUUAAAAUGUAACUGCUGUUUCUGCAACUUUCUUGUGUUUGUGUUUAAAUCACAGGGUUGUUAUUAUA
This is a messenger RNA of Sinocyclocheilus anshuiensis, 1655 nucleotides long. It is a transcript of the gene tgds, whose product is annotated as TDP-glucose 4,6-dehydratase. NCBI's taxonomy places the organism in Eukaryota, Metazoa, Chordata, Actinopteri, Cypriniformes, Cyprinidae. The record is from RefSeq and is a predicted model, not a curated record. The coding region runs from base 96 to 1178 and encodes 360 amino acids. The transcript has 12 exons. Gene Ontology annotation, molecular function: dTDP-glucose 4,6-dehydratase activity. Gene Ontology annotation, biological process: nucleotide-sugar metabolic process.